AUGCCUUCAGCGGUACAAAAGGGCCGUAAGCUAGCUCCCGAGAAAGAGCGGUUCAUCCAAUGUUGUGCCGAUAUCUCUUUGGAGCUUGUGGCAUCUCUCAAGACUUCUAAAGACGUCAACCUUAACGGUCUCAUCACAAGGUACGCAAAGAAGCACAAGUUGAAGCAUCAGCCACGUCUUACAGACAUCAUUUCAUCGAUCCCCGACCAGCAUAAGAAAUACCUCAUUCCUAAACUCAAGGCCAAGCCCGUCAGAACAGCAUCUGGUAUCGCUGUUGUAGCGGUUAUGUGUAAGCCACACAGAUGCCCUCAUAUCGCUUACACUGGUAACAUUUGUGUUUACUGUCCUGGAGGUCCUGAUUCGGAUUUCGAAUAUUCCACUCAGUCUUAUACUGGGUAUGAACCUACAUCCAUGAGAGCUAUCCGUGCUCGUUACGACCCUUACGAACAGGCCAGAGGUAGAAUCGAGCAGCUCAGACUGUUGGGUCAUUCCAUCGACAAGGUGGAAUAUAUCAUUAUGGGUGGUACUUUCAUGUCUUUGCCUCAGGACUACAGGGAAGGAUUUAUUACCCAGUUGCAUAAUGCCUUAUCAGGUUAUAAUGGUAAGAACUUGGACGAGGCCAUCAAGUUCUCUCAACAGUCACAGACAAAGUGUGUGGGUAUCACCAUCGAAACAAGGCCUGAUUACUGUACUGAAACGCAUCUUAGUGAUAUGUUGAAGUAUGGAUGUACCAGAUUGGAGGUGGGUGUUCAGUCAGUGUAUGAGGAUGUUGCCAGAGACACCAACAGAGGCCACACUGUGAAAGCUGUGUGCGAGACUUUUGCCGUUGCCAAGGACGCUGGUUACAAGGUUGUCAGUCAUAUGAUGCCUGAUUUGCCAAACGUCGGCAUGGAGCGUGAUCUUAACCAGUUUAUUGAGUAUUUCGAGAACCCUGCUUUCAGAACAGACGGUCUUAAGAUCUACCCAACAUUGGUCAUCAGAGGAACUGGUCUUUACGAACUUUGGAAGAAGGGUCUCUACAAGUCAUACAAUGCUAAUGCGCUUAUUGACUUGGUUGCAAGAAUCUUGGCCUUGGUUCCUCCUUGGACUCGUAUUUACCGUGUCCAGCGUGAUAUCCCUAUGCCAUUAGUCUCCUCUGGUGUUGAGAAUGGUAACUUGCGUGAGUUGGCAUUGGCCAGAAUGAAAGACUUUGGUACAUCAUGUCGUGACGUCCGUACCAGAGAAGUUGGUAUCCAAGAAGUGCAUCACAAGGUCCUGCCUGAUCAGGUGGAACUUAUAAGAAGAGACUACACCGCUAACGGUGGUUGGGAAACUUUCUUGUCUUAUGAAGAUCCUAAGCAGGAUAUUCUUAUUGGUUUGUUACGUUUGAGAAAAGCAACAGAGAAGUACACAUACAGAAAAGAGUUCACGCUGCAGCCAACUUCUAUUGUUCGUGAGUUGCACGUUUAUGGUUCAGUUGUGCCUUUGCAUUCCAGAGAUCCUAGAAAGUUCCAGCAUCAAGGUUUCGGUACCUUAUUGAUGGAAGAGGCCGAGCGUAUUGCUAGAGAAGAACAUGGAUCAGAAAAGAUCAGUGUCAUUUCUGGUGUUGGUGUCAGGAACUACUACGCCAAGUUGGGAUACGAAGUUGAUGGACCAUACAUGUCCAAGAUGCUUUAA
Molecule: messenger RNA, 1656 nt
Organism: Candidozyma haemuli
Lineage: Eukaryota; Fungi; Ascomycota; Pichiomycetes; Serinales; Metschnikowiaceae
Gene: ELP3
Product: Elongator subunit
Exons: 1
Coding region: 1-1656 (551 amino acids)
Biological process (GO): tRNA wobble base 5-methoxycarbonylmethyl-2-thiouridinylation
Cellular component (GO): elongator holoenzyme complex; nucleus; cytoplasm
Molecular function (GO): iron-sulfur cluster binding; acyltransferase activity, transferring groups other than amino-acyl groups
Source: RefSeq, a predicted model, not a curated record